GUCCAUAAGUGUCUGCUGGUCUGUUUUUGUUGAGAUCUUGUUUCUGCGAAUAACCCUUCACCAGUGAAGAUGGUACCCAAUAAUGUGUUACAAGGUUCAGUCUUCAACCGUUCUCACCUCCAAUAUUGGGAGAUAUCUCCCUAUUUUAGGGAAGAUGUCCUGUUUGAGUAAAUUGUGACGAGACCGCUACAGAGAAAUUUGGGGAACUAACACAAAAACCCCGAAAUUUCCCUAGAAUCUUACGACACUCAUGGCUUUUUCCUAAAAUUCCCCAAACUUCGGAGAAACUACCACAUUUCUGAAGACUUCAGAGAAACCCCAAAACUCACACAAAGUUCCUCAAAAUUUUCCAGAGAUAGUGAGAUUAGUCGGUAUUCUGUUGGUGUUUCUGCAGAAACUCUAAUCAUGGGAUAAGAUAUGAUUAGGCGUAUAAAGACCGAAUUAGUGAAAUAUUUUAAGCCUACAAUAUUACCUAACUAACUGUCGUUUUUGGAUGGCUUGCAAGUCACAUAUGCUGGCAAUGUGGAUGAAUUUGUAUCUUCAAGUAACAUGUGGCUUGAUGUGUCGCAUACAUGACUUAUAGGUUUAUGAACUGGAUAUAACUUCUUGAAAGAUGCUUUUAUGGCGUCAGAAACAUAUGAUUCGGACCAUUCAGAUUUCCAGAUAGUUUGAAAAUGUUCAUAUGAGAAUCUGUUUUAGUCGCUAGAAUGAGGCACAAUACAACCAUAUACUGUUAUUUUUCGUGUGGACUAAUUAAUCAUACACAUGCCUGAGAUUCGCGUAGAAUGGUGUUUUUAAGCCUUCGAAUGAUGUAAGUUCAAGGAUCUAAAUAUUUCAUCUUCUGUGCUCAGCUUCAUUUUGAGAAGGAUAGGAGGCUAGAACACCUGUUACUUCUAAAUAUAGGGUCCCUCGGCUCAACCAACGUUCUAUUAAAACAUCGACAAAUGGAGCUUAAGUCGACUGUCGAGUUAAGAAGUUUCAGUCUUAUUGAUUCGUUGGGGAAUUCAGCCGUUCAUAGAUAUGUAGUUUGUUAUGGUCUUGUGAACUUGUGGGGAUCUCGUCAUAAAUUUUCUGUUUCGAGAGCCAAUCAAAAUGAGACCCUAUGAGAUGCGAAAUUAUUAUUAGACAGUUUGAGAAUUGUAGCCAAGUCACAUCUAGCCUUCCUAUAUGACAAGCGGAGUAGGUUUAGUUUAGCUAGUUUAUCGCCGUACGGUAGCUCUGGGAUUCCGAGAAUCAAAUUGUUUGUGGUUCUUUAAGUAUUUUUCAACUAUCUAUUGUCUUUUUCAGGCUUGAGCUGACUGCUCGCAUGCAAUAGUUGAAUUUAGGACGAACGAAUACUAUGUGUGAAGUCGAAGGUUCUAUCAUAUACGUGGCCAAAGGCUCUACUUAUCGACUAGAGGAUUCUGAAAUUUUGGCAGUUUUCGCGACUUGACUGAUAAUGACUCUUAAAUCAGUGUGUGUCUGAACAACAGGUACAUGUAAUUCGGCGUUUCCAACUAUUUUGAAGAUGACUAUUUCGAAAAACAUGCUUGUUAUUUUUGUUUUCCUCUUCCUCGACGUCGUAACUGUGAGUAUGAUUCUACCGUGGAUGCCUUCUCUUUUAGAAACAUACGAGUCUGAAAAAGAAUGGUUUUAUAUUUUGUCCAAGAAAUAUAUCCAAUACCUGGGUUUUUUUUUGGGACUUCAAGAAGGUUCUACAUGGGACAGAGUAUUCAUUGGAGGCCUUCUGUCGUCAUUAUCAUCCUUGGUGCAGUUUGUAUCGUCGCCUGUAGCCGGAGCUUUAUCAGACUAUUUUGGCAGAAAAUCGGUCUUAGUUGUCCUUCAGGUAUCGCUUAUAAUUGUUAAUGUUCUCUGGUCAGUGUUGGGUAAGUCAUUUCUGUGGCUACUGAUGUAUCGUGUAUUAUGUGGUGCUGCACGAGCAAAUGUCGGUGUUGUAUCAGCACUUGUUGGCGAUAUCAGCAGUGAUACGUUGCGUACUAAAAGAAUGGCGGUUGUUGGCCUGGCUUAUGGUAUCGGAUUCACUGUAGGACCACCAUGCUCAGUUAUCUUACUUAGCCAGUGGAAAGUACACACAUCAACUGAAUACUUGAGCUGUAUGCUGGGUUCUACGUGUUUGCUUCUUAAUUGUAUAAAUCUCUUAAUCUUGAUUUUUGCUAUGCCGAGUACAUUACAAAAGGGCGGAGAUAUCGGUCUAUUAAUCAACCAAGCAGUACGUUUGAUAAAUCCGGUGAAGUUGUUUUCACUAACUGGCACAACGAAAUGUCCUAAAUAUGAAAAAUCUUUGCGUCAUUUGGCAUACUUUUGGUGCGGCUACUUGUGCGUAUACUGCGGAAUAGAAUAUACAAUACUGUUUUUGGCUAGAAUCCGCUUUAAUUUCUCAAGCUCUGAUCAAGGCAGAAUGUUCGGCUUUAUUGGGAUAAUAAUGAUUCUAGUUCAAGGCUGCUUUAUACGUAGCUUCAAACUUGGUGGAGAAGACAAAGCCAUUACAUGGAGUUCUUGCUGUUUGAUUUUGGCGUCUGCCAUUUUCAGUUUCGCCACAAAUAUUUUCGUUUUCUAUAUCGGACUAGCUUUAUAUGCAUUUGCAUCCUCCAUCUUCUUUCCGAGUGUAAACGGUUUGGUUUCUUUGUACACUACUGCAGAACAACAAGGGCAAACGUUGGGUAUAUUCCGUUCACUGAAUGCAUUGGCUCGUGUCAUGGGUGCGGUGAUUGUUACUACAGUUUUUUGGAUUUAUGGACCUAACAUAACCUAUAUGUUAUGUACUGUCUUCUUAACUUUACUGCUUACUUACAGGAAAAUUACUUUAGUAGUAACUAAAUGUCAGUCCAAACAAACGUACAAGGAUGAGUAAAUCAGCAACAGACCAUCAGGGUAUCCUUUCUCACAAACUGCUGUACAGCUACUGCUAAACAGGUUUCUUUGUCAUUAAUUGACUCAGAAUACCAUGUACCAUCACCGAAAAUCUCCCAAGUAGUUUGAUAAAUGUCAUUGCUGUUAAAAUUAACCAAAUUCUUUUAAAAUUAAAGCAGUGACGUAAAAUAAAUAUUGUUUUUGGU
Molecule: messenger RNA, 3056 nt
Organism: Schistosoma mattheei
Lineage: Eukaryota; Metazoa; Platyhelminthes; Trematoda; Strigeidida; Schistosomatidae
Source: the annotation of a GenBank genome assembly